UCUUCUUCCGAAGAUGCUUCACCUUUUUCUCAUCACGUUUUUUCCUGGACUGCUACAUUCUGCAUCUGUGGCUUUUUCCGGACAGCAACAACAUCCGAUUCCUGACCCUUGCUACGAUGAAAACAGCCUACCUCGUCGCUGUGUACCGGAGUUUGUUAACGCAGCCUUUGGAAAAGAGGUUCAAGCCUCCAGCACUUGUGGGCGCCCAUCUACGCGGCAGUGUGAUGCCUCUGACCCAAAGCGAGCCCACCCACCGUCCUAUCUCACCGACCUCAACAAUGCCGGUAACAUGACUUGCUGGAGGUCAGAAAGCUUCCCCCGUCAUUCUCCGCAAAAUGUCAGUCUGACCCUUUCCUUAGGGAAGAAGUUUGAGGUGACUUAUGUCAGCCUGCAAUUCUGUUCUCCUCGGCCUGAAUCGGUGGCCAUCUACAAAUCUAUGGAUUAUGGGAAAACUUGGGUUCCUUACCAGUUUUACUCUUCCCAAUGCCGCCGGCUGUAUGGCAAACCAAGCCGUGCAAGUGUUACCAAACAAAAUGAGCAAGAGGCAUUGUGCACAGAUGGGUAUACUGACCUUUAUCCACUAACUGGUGGUCUUAUAGCGUUUAGCACUUUGGAUGGAAGACCUUCAGCCCAAGACUUUGAUAACAGUCCUGUCCUUCAGGACUGGGUGACUGCCACCGACAUCCGCGUGGUCUUCAGUCGACCUCACCUCCAGGGUAAUAGGGAUACUGAUGUAUCAGAGGAUGCGCCCGGCUAUUUUUACUCAGUUGGAGAGUUUCAAGUGGGUGGCAGGUGUAAGUGCAACGGACAUGCUUCUCGCUGUGGCAAAGACAAGGAGGGACGACUGGUGUGCGACUGUAAGCACAAUACAGAGGGGCCAGAAUGUGAUCGGUGCAAGGCCUUUCACUAUGACCGACCGUGGCAGAGGGCCAAUGCUCGUGAAGCCAACGAGUGCUUGGCUUGUACCUGUAACCUGCAUGCUCGCCGUUGUCGCUUCAACAUGGAACUGUACAAGCUGUCUGGAAGGAAGAGCGGAGGUGUGUGCCUAAACUGCAGGCACAAUACAGCGGGCAGGCAUUGCCACUACUGCAAAGAGGGCUUCUACCGGGACGUCAGCCGACCCAUCACCGACCGAAGAGCCUGCAAAGCUUGUGACUGUCAUCCAGUGGGGGCAGCAGGGAAGACCUGCAAUCAGACCACCGGACAAUGCCCAUGCAAAGAUGGUGUGACUGGACUAACAUGUAACCGAUGUGCCAAAGGAUAUCAGCAAAGUCGUUCACCCAUUGCUCCAUGCAUCAAAAUCCCAGCAGUGGUCCCAACUCCAGCCCUCACCAGCACAGAGGAGCCAGCUGAUUGUGAGCAGUACUGCAAGCCUCCAAAAGGAAACUACAAAAUCAACUUGAAGAAAUACUGCAAGAAAGAUUAUGUGGUCCAAGUGAACGUUUUGGAGAUUGAGAUGGUCGGAUCAUGGGCAAAGUUUACUGUCAACGUCCUUUCUGUGUACAAGUGCCGAGAUGACCGAGUGAAACGAGGAGACAAUGUGCUGUGGAUACACAUUAAAGAUUUGUCCUGCAAGUGCCCAAAGAUCCUGCUGAGCCGCCGCUACCUGAUAAUGGGCAGCAGCGAUGGUCCAGGAGACAGGCCAGGACUUACAGCUGACAAAAACAGCAUGGUGAUUCAGUGGAGGGACGCUUGGACCAGGCGUCUGAGGAAACUCCAGCGCAAAGAAAAAAAAGGAAAAUGUGUCAAGCCAUGAGGGUUGUCCAGGAACAAAAACUCUGAUCCUGUACAUAUGCAAUUUAUAAAGUUCUGGACGAUGGUCAUCUCCAAGGUUUGGAGGUCUGACUAAGAGCUGGGGUGCUCUUAGAUCCAUGUAUGUGGAAGGAGGCUUCUUUUCAAGACUUUAGUAGAGUCUCACUCACUGAAGCUAGAGUUAUGAUGUUAAUAAUCCAUGAUUAGAUCUACGCGCCUUUCUUAUAUGCUGGGAGACAGUAUCAGCCACUACCUGCCAGCCAACUAACUCCAAUGCACACUAGACACUGUCCCCUUCACUCAUGGGGUUCAGACCAGCAUACAGACAAUAUAAAAUGCUCUUGGAACAUUUAGAAUCAUCAUGGAAUUGUGGCCUGGUGUCACUUUGUUACAAAGCCUUGGUUCUUCGAGUUAAAGCCUCUCUAAAAUAUUUCUUUCUUAGACA
Messenger RNA from Nanorana parkeri, 2197 nucleotides. RefSeq names its product netrin 3 (gene NTN3). The record is from RefSeq and is a predicted model, not a curated record. Gene Ontology annotation, molecular function: protein binding. NCBI's taxonomy places the organism in Eukaryota, Metazoa, Chordata, Amphibia, Anura, Dicroglossidae. The coding region runs from base 14 to 1756 and encodes 580 amino acids. The transcript has 6 exons.